Messenger RNA from Prunus dulcis (almond), 1473 nucleotides. RefSeq names its product zinc finger MYM-type protein 1-like. The record is from RefSeq and is a predicted model, not a curated record. Lineage: Eukaryota; Viridiplantae; Streptophyta; Magnoliopsida; Rosales; Rosaceae. The coding region runs from base 1 to 1473 and encodes 490 amino acids. The transcript has a single exon.
AUGGCUAUGGUGUUGCAUUAUGUGGACGACAAAGGGCAUGUAAUUGAAAGGUUUGUGGGGGUUCAACAUGUUACCGACACCACUUCAAGUUCACUAAAGGAUGCCAUUGACAUAUUCUUUUCUUCCAAUGGUUUGAGCUUUUCCAAGUUACGAGGACAAGGUUAUGAUGGAGCUAGCAAUAUGAGAGGUGAGUUGAAUGGCCUUAAAACAAAGAUUUUGAGAGAACAACCUUGUGCCUACUAUGUUCAUUGCUUUGCUCAUCAACUUCAACUAGCACUUGUUGCCGUAGCAAAGAAGAAUAUUGAUAUUGCCUCUUUCUUCACAACCACUAAUAGUGUGGUUAACCAUGUUGGAGCAUCGUGUAAGCGGCUUGAUGCACUUAGAGCACAACUCCAAGAAGAACUUGUGAUAGCUUUUGAAAAUGAUUGUCUUAUAACGGGGCGAGGUUUGCAUCAAGAAACAAGUCUCAAAUGUGCCGGUGACACACGAUGGAGCUCACAUUACGGUACCAUUAUUAGCAUCAUUUCUAUGUUUUCAUCUGUGAUUCAUGUGCUUCAAAUGAUUAUUGAUGAUAAUCCCAAUGAUAGUGCCGGUGAAGCAAAUAAGAUUCAAAUGGAAAUGCUUACUUUUCAGUUUGUGUUUCACCUAUUCUUAAUGAAGGCUAUAUUGGGACUCACAAAUGAUGUGUCACAAGCAUUGCAAAAGAAAGAUCAAGAAAUUGUGAAUGCAAUGGCUUUGGUGAAAUCAUGCAAGGAAAAGCUACAUUGGAUGAGGAAUAAUGGGUUUGAUGCAUUGGUUGAAGAGGUGUCUUCAUUUUGUGACAAACAUCAUAUUGAUGUUCCUAACAUGGAUGAGGCCUUCGUACUUCCAAGGAGGUCAAGGCGUAAUGCUCCAAUAAAGACAAAUCGUCAUCAUUAUCGUGUGGAGCUCUUUAUUUAUAUCAUUGAUGAGCAACUUACGGAGUUAGAUGAUCGUUUUAAUGAGGUAAAUACUGAGUUGCUUAUUUGUUUGGCAUGUUUGAGUCCGAAUGAUUCAUUUGUAGCUUUUGAUAAACAAAAGCUACUUUGUCUUGCUCAAUUUUAUCCUCAAGACUUUUCGGAUGGGGAUCUUUUGGCACUUGAUGAUCAACUUGAGCUUUAUAUUCAUUAUGUGAGUUCGAGUAGUGAUUUCUCUGACUUGCAAGGGAUUGGUGAUCUUACAAAAAAAAUGGUGGAGACAAGGGUGCAUCGAGCAUUCAAUUAUGUGUAUUUGCUUAUUACAUUGGCUCUAGUUUUACCGGUUGCUACUGCUUCAGUCGAGAGGGCAUUCUCCGUCAUGAAUAUUAUCAAAGGUCCACUUCGGAACAAAAUGGGAGAUCAAUGGUUGAGUGAUAGCUUGCUUGUUUAUGUUGAGAAGGAUGUUUUUGAUUGUAUUGAAAAUGAAGCUAUAAUGCUACGUUUUCAAAAUAUGAAACCUCGUCGUGGCCAAUUGUAA